This is a messenger RNA of Symbiodinium sp. CCMP2592, 3189 nucleotides long. NCBI's taxonomy places the organism in Eukaryota, Dinophyceae, Suessiales, Symbiodiniaceae. The record is from the annotation of a GenBank genome assembly.
AUGCUUGUAAGGUGUCUUGUGGCGAGCACAUCGUUCGCAACCAGACAGGGAAAUUCCUGGACGACACCGGGCCGGCUGCAAGGAUGCUCGUCCAUGUCGCUCCCACAGCGGCCAUUGACACAUCGGCAAGCAGAGAUGGGCAAGAGCAGGCCUGGAUGUCGUCAGAUCAACGGUCCAGUCUAUGGAGGCCUGCUCGUGAGGAAGGCAUGUCUGUGUUUCAUCUUCCUUGUCUUAAGCACCAUGGGGCCAAUCCUCUUUGACUGGGUGAAACGCGGGAAUUCUGGGAGCUUUCCCUUCUCCGUGCCAGCGCUUGUCUUCAAUGCCUGGGCGAUUGAUGCUUUUGUUGGCUUCUGCUGGGCUGUGACCCAGGGCUCCAAGAGUUUUCAGCUCCUAUGGCGUCCAGAUAUGGUGUGGCGCUUCUUCAUUACCACCUCUUUAUUUGUGGCUGGGGACAUGCUCAGCUUCAUGUCGAUCGAGCACCUGGAUGUGGGCACUUUCAGCCUGGUUGGGAAGGCACUGGCCAUCAUUUUGACAGUCUUGUUGUCCAGACUGGUUCUGAAGAAGGGCCAAAGCCUACAGCAGUACUCGCUUGUGGCUGCUGUCGCAGUGGCGACAAUGUUUUUCUGCCAAUCCGAAGUCCAAGCACGCCAGGCAGCCAACCUGGCCAAAGUCUUAAGGAGCCCAACGCAGGCUUCGAUGUCUUGGUACUUGGGCCUGGCUGAACGAUCCACUGCAGUCUUUCUCACAUCACUUGCGGCCGUCCUGCAGGAGCAGCUGCUCACCAAUCGGCCAGGAAUUCCCUUUAUGGUCCAGCAAAGCUGGAUGAGCUUGGCUGCAAUGACUCUGAGCCUACUUACAUUAAGGUUCGUGCACGGCCUGCCUUUGUCGGCAUUGACGGAGGGGUUCGGGCACUGGCGAGUACUUGUGCUUCUGUUCUCCUAUGUCGCUAGUGGCCUCACCACUGCGCUGAUGGUUAAAAAACUGGGGGCUAUUGCCAAGUCCCUCUGCGUCCCGAUUUACCUGGGUUUCUGCUAUGCUUAUGCCGUCUACACUGGCUCUGCGUCGCUGACACUUCAGGUCCUCGCAGCCUGGACUGCGAGCACGGCCUGCAUCCUGCUCUACGCCAUUUCCAAGAUCAAGGCCCAGGCGCCUGGGUCACAGCCGAGAAAGGCGACAACCCGGACCCGCAGUGUGGCUUUGGAGACCACGGAUCCAGCGCCAGAGAGCACCUCGCUUGAGCGCCAGUCGAGUGAGGAUCCGGCAAACACCUGUGAAACUGCCUUCGGGCGUGGUAUUGCCUUGCCCUUGACACCGUCAUCUGCAGAGACGAUCAACGAGACGGAUUCGAGCGCCGACGCAUCUGAAUCUAAGCGAAUUGGGCCCUACAAAGUGGAGGAGUUGGCCUUACGCGCGGAAUUCCUGAAACAGGAGCUGAAGCAGCUGGAAGCAACGGAUGCUGAAGAGGCAACUAAGAAGCGUAUAGACACUUCUGCGCAAUUAUUGCGCACCUACGACGCAGUCCGUCAGAAUCUACAGACAUCGCAGGCCCAGAGGGAUGAGGUGAGGCAUCUUCGAGAACAAGAGCUUUUGGCUUUGCAGCAGCAGAUCCAGGCACGAAUGGUUGGUUUGCAAAGCUUCGCGGACAGUUGUACUUCCCAGCAAAGGGAUCUCGAGGGAGAGCUCAACCAGUCGCAAGAUAGCAUCAAACUCCAACUUCAGCACAUGGACGAGGUUCGGGCCGGCAUCGACAAAGAGAUAGAUGAACUGGAUGAAAGAAAGCGCCAGCUCAGGAUCGAAUUGGACACCGUCUCUCGCCAGCUGGAUGAGGCGCGAAUGAAGCAGAAACAGCACAUGGAAUCCUGCGAUCGGCAACGUGCUGAGUUCUACAACACGAAAGCCGCACUGAAGGAAAAGUUAGAUGCGGCAAACACGGAUGGCGCUGCCAAGGCCAAGGAGAAGGAGCUGCUGGACCAAACAAGGCAGCUGAUCGAAGAGACUGGCCUCGCUCUCCAGCGCACAGUCCGCGAGCAGACGGAGGAAUUAAAGCAAAAGCAGGCAGAGUUUCAGAGCCAUUUCAAGUUGCUCUUACUCGAUCACCUUCGUUAUGCAGAGGGAAGAGCAAAGGACUUGCAAGCCGAGGCCCAGAAGGCUGUGGCAUCACAGGACCCCGGCGCCAAAGAAGCAGCCCGGGCAGCAGCACAGGGAGCCGCCGAUGCGCUUGACGAGCUCUGCAAGGACAUUGAUUUUGUGGGCGACUCCGGUGUGAAGGCACAGCUUGAGAACCUGAGAGUCGCACACGGUGCCACCCUGGCCCUCCUCGGUGCGCCAGCCAGCGCGGCUUCCGCACCGGCCACCGCCGCCGCCACCUUGUCGCCCCCGGCGGAGGCGGCCUAUCCAUCGGAGUCUGCAGCUCAUUCCUCGCAACAGCUUGUGGACGGUGAGUCCUUGCGGGCCUUCUCGCACCGCCAACCUUGUCACAAGCUUUCGGAGCAGGCUGCGAGGCUCUACUACCGACAGGUCGUCGAGGGCGUCGCUGUUUGCCACGAACGGCUUGUCGCACACAGAGAUUUGAAGCUCGAGAAUGUGCUUCUGGACAAAGGUCGAGAAGGCGUGAAAAUCAUUGACUUCGGCUUCGCAGCACACGUGCCUAGCAAAGAAACAAAGCUGAAAGCCUUUUGUGGCACACCAUCGUACAUGGCUCCGGAGAUCAUACGCGGUGAGGGUUACUCAGGCUUUGCAGCUGACGUGUGGGCCCUGGGAGUGGUGCUCUUUGCACUGCUGUCGGGGACGUUGCCCUUUUCGGCGAAGACUGAGAUGCAACUCUAUGCCAGAAUUCGACGUGGCAGCUUCACGUUUCCUGACUGUCUCGGAGACUCACAGAAGCGCCUGCUCCGUGGAGUCCUGCGAAAAGAUGCUUCGGCCAGGCCCUCGGCCUCAGCGCUCUUGCAGCAUGCCUGGGUAGCCGGCCGCGAUGAUGGAGGACAUCUCUCGGGUGUAGCAACCGCCACUGCUUUCCUGACUGACAGUGGGAAGGCCUCGAACAGGCAGGCUCUGCAGCCCGCUGAGGCACCGGUGCGAGCGCACGGAUACCCCAAGUCCGUCACGAAUCAGACGGCGCACUUGGACGAUCUGACGCAGAAGAUCUGCGGGGUCUCCAACAAAGGCGCGACGGCUUUCGGGGGCAGCUGA